Molecule: messenger RNA, 2762 nt
Organism: Aethalodelphis obliquidens (Pacific white-sided dolphin)
Lineage: Eukaryota; Metazoa; Chordata; Mammalia; Artiodactyla; Delphinidae
Gene: STAMBPL1
Product: STAM binding protein like 1
Exons: 11
Coding region: 498-1802 (434 amino acids)
Biological process (GO): protein K63-linked deubiquitination
Cellular component (GO): membrane; endosome
Molecular function (GO): metal-dependent deubiquitinase activity; protein binding; K63-linked deubiquitinase activity
Source: RefSeq, a predicted model, not a curated record
AGGCGGCACCCAGGGGCCGGGGCAGAGGAGGCCGGGACCAUCGCAGUGACAGUUUAUUUUCCUGCGGCGGCGGCGGCAUCAGGGACGGCUGCUGCAGGCUCGGGAUCGCCAGGCCUGCGCGUGGGUUUUCGAGGGAGCUCUCUGCGCUGGGCGCUGGGGAGCUACGGCAGCGAAGGGGAGGAGGAAGAGAGGAACGCACAGAAGCCAAACGAGUGAAUGUAGCAAAGCUCCAUCAGUCCGCAGAGAAGCGGAGGAGGGUCGGCAGAGUGAAGGGAGCGGGCGCCUGCUCGCUGGGUGCCCUAUCACCCUACUGCAGUGCCUUCUAGCAAAAGCCACCGCUGCCCGGGCUGCAGCGGCCAGACGGAUGCCAAGGCCACACGGCAGGCGCGGGGACAGCCGCUGCAGUCGCCAUCCCACGCGGGCUCCGGACAUCAGGGGCUGCUGAUGAAGUGAUUGAGAAGAAACAAUAAACACCAUCGUUUUGUAGACAGGACAACAUGGAUCAGCCGUUAACGGUGAAUUCCCUGAAAAAGUUAGCUGCCAUGCCGGACCACAGGGAUGUUUCCCUCAGCCCGGAAGAGCGAGUCCGUGCCCUAAGCAAGCUGGGUUGUAAUAUCACCAUCAAUGAAGAUAUCACUCCGCGCCGCUACUUUAGAUCCGGAGUAGAAAUGGAGAGAAUGGCGUCCGUGUAUUUGGAAGAAGGAAACUUGGAAAAUGCCUUUGUUCUUUAUAAUAAAUUUAUAACUUUGUUUGUAGAAAAGCUUCCUAACCAUCGAGAUUACCAGCAAUGUGCAGUACCCGAAAAGCAGGAUAUUAUGAAGAAACUGAAGGAGAUUGCAUUCCCAAGGACAGAUGAAUUGAAAAAGGACCUUUUAAAGAAAUAUAACAUAGAAUACCAAGAAUAUUUGCAAAGCGAAAACAAAUAUAAAGCUGAAAUUCUCAAAAAACUGGAGCAUCAGAGAUUGAUAGAGGCAGAAAGGAAGCGGAUCGCUCAGAUGCGCCAGCAGCAGCUAGAAUCGGAGCAGUUCUUGUUUUUCGAAGAUCAGCUCAAGAAGCAAGAAUUAGCCCGGAGUCAGAUGCGAAGCCAGGAAACUCCAGCGCAGUCAGAGCAGAUUGAUGGGAGUGCUUUGUCCUGCUUUUCCACACACCAGAACAAUUCCUUGCUGAAUGUAUUUGCAGAUCAGCCUAAUAAAAGUGAUGCAACCAAUUACGCUGGCCACUCACCUCCCGUAAACAGGGCCUUAAAGCCAGCUGCAACUCUAAGUGCUGUUCAGAAUUUAGUGGUUGAAGGACUGAGAUACGUCGUUUUAUCAAGAGAUCUUUGCCACAGAUUUCUGCUCCUGGCAGAAUCUAAUACAGUGAGAGGAAUAGAAACCUGUGGAAUACUCUGUGGGAAACUGACGCAUAAUGAAUUUACUAUUACCCACUUAAUCGUGCCAAAACAGUCUGCAGGACCAGACUAUUGUGACGUGGAGAAUGUAGAAGAAUUAUUUGGUGUUCAGGAUCAGCACAAUCUCCUCACUCUGGGAUGGAUCCAUACACAUCCAACCCAAACUGCGUUCUUAUCCAGUGUUGACCUCCACACUCACUGUUCUUAUCAGCUCAUGUUGCCAGAGGCCAUUGCCAUUGUCUGUUCACCGAAGCAUAAAGACACCGGCAUCUUCAGGCUCACCAGUGCUGGCAUGCUUGAGGUUUCCGCUUGUAAAAAGAAGGGCUUUCAUCCACACACCAAGGACCCCAGGCUAUUCAGUGUGCAAACCCAACUAACCAGACUUCCCAGGAGGACCUUGUCACAGAGCUGAAGGACUCCUGGAGGCUGCAAACCUAUGACUCGCUCUGCGUGGAAGAAUGAGUUCCUGAUGUUCUGUGUCUGAAAGAGGAACCAUCAGAGAUGUGGCCAUGCCGCGGAGGGCUGGGCUGGCCGGGAGCAGAGCCCACGUGAGUCACCGUGGAGGCCCGUAUGAGUGUGAGUGUGUGUGUGUGUGCGUGAGUGGGUGGGUGUGUGACCAUAGACGUUCCCUGGAAGAGCUUCCUCUGGAAGAUCUCAUUCCCAGCAGGCAGUGCAGCUCCCUCUUUUGAAUAUGAAUCCAUUCCAGAGCCCCAUUUGCCACUUCCUUACCUUCGAAGGCAAAGCUAGUUCAUUUCUUUUCAGAUUUGUGCUUCUGUAGAAAAUGAACCAAUUACACCUGAGCUUCCUUUGUAUUUUUUAAAAAUUUUUAUUGGACUAUAGCUGAUUACGAUGUGGUGUUAGUUUCUGCUGUACAGCAAAGUGUAUCAGUUAUAUAUAUAUAUAUAUAUAUAUAUAUAUAUGGCCCCACUCUUUUUUAGAUUCUUUUCCCAUAUAGGUCAUUACAGAGUAUUGAGAAUUUCCUUUGGUUUUGAAUGCUGGUCUGUUUGUACUCAGUGCCUGACACCUGGUAUGUACUUGUUAUGGGCUGAGUUGUGUCCCCCCCGCAGAAUUCACGUGUUGAAGUCUCAGCCCCCAGUACCUCAGAAUGUGAAUGUAUUUGGAGAAAGAACCUUUAGAGAAGUAAUUGAAUUAAAAUUUGGCCACUAGAGGGGGCCCUAAUCCAAUGUGACUGGUGUCCUUACAAGAAGAAGAGAUCAGGACACAGACACAGAGGGAAGACUCUGUGAUGACACAGGGAGAAGAUGGCCGUCUACGGGGAGAGAGGCCUUAGAGGAAACCAAAUCUGCCAACACCUUGAUCUCUUACUUCCAGCCUCCAGAACUGUGAGAAAAUAAAUUUCUGUUGUUUAAGC